This is a messenger RNA of Mesocestoides corti, 651 nucleotides long. The record is from the annotation of a GenBank genome assembly. NCBI's taxonomy places the organism in Eukaryota, Metazoa, Platyhelminthes, Cestoda, Cyclophyllidea, Mesocestoididae.
AUGCACACAUGCCUUUCACUGUUUGUCCACCGGCAACAAAAUAACGACUUCAUGGGCAAAAUUAUGACGGGUGAUAGAAAGUAUAUUUUCUUGUUACGAGAUCCCGGGCAACCCAGGAGAACAUCGACGCCGAAAGAGGAUAUGAAGAAGGUUCGGCUGUGUAUCUGCUGGAAAAUCUGGCCCUCUUCAUUACCACCGUACUUCAAACUGCGAAAUGGCCAAACCGAUAGUAACCUGCGCGUCGGCCAGGCCGUGAGCUGUGAGGACACCCGCCUUCUCUCUGUGGCUGCAAUGAAAAAUUGGAUGGUCAGUGUCGCUGGUGCUCACAAGGGCCAUUUCAAGAGACGUGAUUCAUCCAACUCCGCCUCUCUGCCUCCUCCUCCUCCCCUCGGACUGCAUUUUGGACACCCUGCCCACGUUGAGGGGGAGGUGAGGCGAAGAGGACUGCCGGAGGAGCAGUGUGCUCAAACAGAGCAACAUAUGCCUUGGAGACUGCAUGCUGUUGCUAUGCCCCCGCACUCACGCCUCACAUCGCGCGUGCGCAGAUGGAAGAGCUUAGUGCUGGGAGCAGUGCAUGGCGCCCAGCAACGACGAGGCACCGUAAGCGGGCGCAGCACUUCUGCCAGCCCUGCAGAUGUCGGUGUGCCUUGA